This is a messenger RNA of Echinostoma caproni, 678 nucleotides long. The record is from the annotation of a GenBank genome assembly. NCBI's taxonomy places the organism in Eukaryota, Metazoa, Platyhelminthes, Trematoda, Plagiorchiida, Echinostomatidae.
AUGUCACUUGGUAUAAAGCGACGAUCACCGCACUCGGGUGUGGUAAUCCUUGCGGCGUGUUCAAUCGCAAAUAUCGUAAAGUCUAGUCUGGGACCUGUUGGAUUGGACAAGAUGCUUGUGGAUGACGUUGGGGAUGUGACUAUUACCAACGACGGUGCCACCAUUUUGAAGUUGUUGGAUGUGGAACAUCCAGCUGCUAAGAUUCUGGUACAAUUGGCCCAAUUACAAGACGAAGAAGUUGGCGAUGGCACCACUUCUGUGGUUAUUCUAGCGGCUGCUCUACUCAAGGGCGCAGAUGAGCUGAUAUCCCGCUUCGUUCAUCCAACAACAAUUAUCAAUGGGUACCGUGAUGCCGAAAUGUUUGCGGAGAUGGUCGUCGAUGCGGUGACUGCAGUCGAAAUGACCGGGUUUCGUGGACCGGUAUAUCCAAUCAAAUCAAUCAAUGUGCUGAAAGCUCACGGGCGAUCAAUGUCUGAGAGCAUGUUAAUUAAAGGAUACGCCCUCAAUUGUACGGUUGCUAGUCAGCAAAUGCCACGCUCUAUAAAGAAAGCAAAAAUUGCCUUCUUAGAUUUCAGCCUUCAAAAGGUGAAAAUGAAACUUGGAGUUCAAGUAAGUCAUCAUUGUAUGCAAGUUUGCGUACUGGAGUACUCGAUACCUUUCGUUUGGUUGCUCAGUUAA